CUGGGAGGGAUAAUGAGGGAGGAGCUCCACAGCAAAUAUAUAUCCUCUGUUCCUGUCCUAUCGAUGAACACCUUUCCUCUCCUUCAGAAGGAUCGUUUCACUUUCCAACAUGAGAGCAAUCGUCCUCCUGUGUCUGCUGCAUGCAGCUUUUGGUCAGGUUCAAAACAAAUUCUCAUGGAACGGACCCGCCGUCACAAAAGCCACUGCAGACUCCAGUCAAGACAAACUGUGCAGCAAUGACCAAGCGGCGUGCGGCUGCUGCCUGAUGCAGAAGCAGAUGUCGAGGAUGGAGGAGUUCUUCAACAUGACGGCCAAAGAACUGAGCCAGCAGCUGAUGAACACCAAGACGACCCUCAACAACAUCAAAAAGAACCGGGUUGCCUUCUCCGUCGCCCUGAACAACGACAACAGCAUGACCUGCUUUGGCCCCUUCCCCGACGACAGGCGGAUCCCUUACAAGCAGGUCUUCCUGAACCUGGGAGACAGCUACAACGCGCAGACCGGCGUCUUCACCGUCCCCCGCUCGGGCGUCUACAGCGUGGCUGCCACCGUCUACAGCCUGUCGCCCUUCGACAUGCCCCAGGCCACCUGCGCCCAGCUGCAGGUGAACGGCGCCGUCGUGGCCCCCCUCCUGGAGAAGAACGGGCUGGACAGCGAGGACAGCAGCACCGUCGUGCUCGCCAGACACCUGAAGGCGGGCGACCAGGUGACCGUCAGCCUGCAGAAAGGAUGCAACAUCUGCGACGACGUCAACCACUUCAACACGUUCACCAGCUUCCUGCUGUACGCUGCCGAGCAGGCAUAGCUGGCUUUAACUCUGCGACACGACGUCUGUUCAGCUUAACAGUAGUGGGUUCUAUCGCCACUCGUUGUGUUCAAGAGUCUGUUUUCUUCUGUAUGCCAUUGUUAGCAUCGCGUCGACUGAGGGGGAUGAACAAAUAAAAUAGCUGUUAUGUCUAUUUUUUUUUUUUUUUUUAAAGUUGAUGUAUCCUGGCUGUAACUUUUGACCAAUUUGAAAUUCUGGUGAAAUUUUCUGAUCUGAGCAACAAGUGAAAUGGUUUCAUCAUGCAAAUAAAAUAAACUAGACAACAUAUAAG
Molecule: messenger RNA, 1097 nt
Organism: Fundulus heteroclitus (mummichog)
Lineage: Eukaryota; Metazoa; Chordata; Actinopteri; Cyprinodontiformes; Fundulidae
Product: C1q-related factor
Exons: 4
Coding region: 110-805 (231 amino acids)
Molecular function (GO): protein binding
Source: RefSeq, a predicted model, not a curated record